Molecule: messenger RNA, 3460 nt
Organism: Podarcis raffonei (Aeolian wall lizard)
Lineage: Eukaryota; Metazoa; Chordata; Lepidosauria; Squamata; Lacertidae
Gene: AATF
Product: apoptosis antagonizing transcription factor
Exons: 12
Coding region: 37-1737 (566 amino acids)
Biological process (GO): regulation of transcription by RNA polymerase II
Cellular component (GO): nucleus; nucleolus
Source: RefSeq, a predicted model, not a curated record
CCUCCUUUUUUCCGGGCGGGCCAGGAGAGGCUCAAGAUGGCGGCGCCCUUAGCGGAGGAGCUGGAGCGGCUGCUCAACCCGCUGCCCCGCGCCUUGCACGACCCCGAGGACGACCCCGAGGAUGCCACCGCAGCCAGGGUGGUUGACAAGUUUGACGAAGGAGAUGAAGAUGAUGUCCUUGCGCUUGGGCACAUACGAAAGGGGGUCUCCUCCCACCUUUUGGAUGCUGAUAAGAGAUACCGUGGGAAGGCCGUAUCCCGCAAAGCUUUGGAGGAAGAGAUGUGGGGAAACGAUCAACUGUCAGAUGAGCAGACUUCAAACGCGGAAGAGGAAACGGAGGAGGAGGAGGAGGACCAGGAGGAGGAGGAUGCUACCUGCAGCGUUGCCAGCAGCCAGGAGGAGGAGGAAGAAAGGAAACAGCUGGGGAAACUGAAGGAAGAUGCUUUCGUUUUCCAGGCUGUGGACGACUUUGCAAAAUUUGCAGAGGGGAUGGACGAAAUGGGCAGUGGAGAAAUGUUGGAGGAAGAUGAGGAAGAAGACAGUGUCGAAGAAGGCAGCGGAGAUGAGGAAGACAGCAUGGAAGAAGGCAGCGAAGGUGGAGCGACGUCGGAGGAAAGCGCCACGGGGAGCGAGGAGGAGGAGGAGAUGGUGGCGGAUGCGAGGGAGAGUAAACAUCUUGGGGGGCUGUUGCCGUUCUCGAAAGACCGAGUGGCCGAAGAAGUUGCUAAAGGAAAAGCCGUGAAGAAUCAAAUAGCUCUGUGGGAUCAGCUCUUGGAAGGGCGAAUUAAACUGCAGAAGGUUCUCCUGACAGCCAACCAGCUUCCCCAGCCAGAUACCUUCCUGGAGUUUAAGAAAAGAGGAGGACAGGAGUUUGCCGCUGCACUCAAGAACAAUCACAAAGCCCUCAAGGCUUUGCUGAGGACCCUGGUGGAUCUUCAGGACGAGCUUUUGCACCAGUACUCGGGCACGAGACAUCUGGUAGAUGGAGAGCAAGGGAAAGAGGACAGCAACGAGGAGAUCCCAAGCGGCGAUGACGACGAUGACCAAGCUGAGAUGGAAGACAAGGAGAGGAAGCGGAAGCUGGGAAUGGACGAUUAUCCAGAGUUCGCGGCCAAGCGGUUUGCCGACUUCCGGUCCUAUCGGAACAGCACGCUGCAGAAGUGGCAUGAUAGGACCAAGCUGGCUUCUGGGAAGCUGGGGAAGGGUUUUGGUGCCUUUGAGCGUUCCAUCCUGACCCAGAUCGAUCACAUCUUGAUGGACCGAGAGAGGUUGCUCCGGCGGACGAGGACCAAGCGGUCAGCCUACAGGGUACUGGGGAAGCUGCAGCCAGCCCCUGAGCCGUUGCCAGACACUUUGCCAGGACAGGCGGAGGCCCUUCCGCCAACAACAUCCAACGCGCACCUCAAAGACCUGGACGAGGAGAUCUUUGAUGACGACGACUUCUACCAUCAGCUCCUCAGGGAACUUAUUGAACGUAAAACCAGCUCCUUGGACCCCAACGACCAGGUUGCAAUGGGCAGGCAAUGGCUGGCUAUCCAGAAACUGCGGAGCAAAAUCCGGAAGAAAGUGGACAAAAAGGCCAGCAAAGGAAGGAAAAUUCGGUAUCACGUCCACAGCAAGCUGGUCAGCUUCAUGGCCCCCAUUGACCAUUCCACGAUGACUGAUGAUGCCAGAACGGAACUUUAUCGGUCCCUCUUUGGCAAACGGCCACAUCUCGAAGGAGGCGACCACGCUUAGUGGUAGGUGUUGUGCUACCACAAGCUCUGAACCUUGGAGAGGGGAACGUCCACCACAUUCAGACACUAUUCAUUGCUCUGCGACUUCUCCUGCUCCCUUCCCUUCCUCCCCUGUCGAUGGAGAUGUCUUUUCUUGAGCAUAAAAAGGAGCACCCACCAAACUUGAUCCAGUUGAGAAGCCCCUGGAGGUAUCUCCACUUCCUUGGAGUCGGAAUGCUCCUGGAAGCUAACCUCAAGGCUCACCCAACGCACGACGACCUCAGCGAAGAUGGGCUCACAGGUUGAAGUGCCUCUUGGAAGUGUUGGGCAACUGCUCUGCCAAACUGUGCUUUUCCCCCAAGUACGUCGAGGGCAUGAAACCAGCCACUUUACGGGCCUAUGAGCAACCUGGAAGAGUGAGAAGAACUUCAAAGUUUCACGGUAGCCAUCUCUGGUCAAAUCUGGAUGAAAGCAAACCAUCGCACCCUGGUUCUCUGUACGAAGGACACUUCAUAGGGGACCUUUGUAGCAUCUUGUGUCCUUGAGCUCCUUGACGGUGGUCAGAGACCCUGUGGAAUGAAAUCAGAAUUAAAGAACAGUGUGUGUUUGUCUGUGUGUCACAACCGUGUUUGUGUUCCUGGGCAAAAGAUUAACAGAGGGUACAGCACAACCGUUUUUGUUAGUGACACGCCCUUGAGUGAAACUUGAUGGCUGUAACUAUCCAAUCAUCUCCGUUCUGAGGAGACGUGAUUUUAAAGUGGGAAUGAAGGAAAUAGAACACCAGAAUAGUUGCUUAUGGCCAUGCCCUAAGCUACCCUCUCUCUCUUCCCGCAACUACCUUGCUGCCCUGCCUUGCCAGAGCAGCUGCGGCUGAUGGGAAUCGUAGUCCCAAACUUCUGGAGGGCAACCAGGUUGGGAAUUAGGCUGUUCUAGACUCUCGGUAGGUCUGUUCUUAAAUACUGCAUGUGUAGCUCAUCAUCUGAGUGGUGGCUUCCAAGGAGAGCAAAAGUGGAAAGCAGCUAAUAGAAUGCUUUCGGUGAUUUGUUCUUCCCUAAAGUAAAGGAUGCAGAUGGCGCUGUGGGUUAAACCACAGAGCCUAGGGUUUACCAAUCAGAAGGUCGGCGGUUCGAAUCCCCGUGACGGGGUGAGCUCCCGUUGCUCGGUCCCUGCUCCUGCCAACCUAACAGUUCGAAAGCACGUCAAAGUGCAAGUAGAUAAAUAGGUACCGUUCCGGCGGGAAGGUAAACGGUAUUUCCGUGCGCUGCUCUGGUUCGCCAGAAGUGGCUUAGUCAUGCUGGCCACAUGACCCGGAAGCUGUAUGCCGGCUUCCUCGGCCAGUAAAGCGAGAUGAGUGCCGCAACCCCAGAGUCAUCUGCGACUGGACCUAAUGGCCAGGGGUCCCUUUACCUUUAAAGCACUCCCCUAAAGUAUUUUUUGCUGAUGGGGGAUUUGUGGAUUGCCUCUUCUGCUCCUCCCCCAGUUGAGAGAUGCUCUUUGUUAGAUUUACACCAGGACUAACCUCUACAGAGAGAAGAUGAUUCACUUGUUUUUAUUCAGAAGGUCAAAAAAGCUGGAAAUUAAAUCCCUAUAAAGUGGAUUUAUUAGCCUGCUGUGAUCAAUCUCCAAUGGAGAUUAUCUUGCAUAAGUAUCAUGUGCACAUGUAUGUUACCUGUAUUGAUUGCCUGAGGUGUCUCCUCUGCAACCGCCCCGCCCCCCUAAAAACUGAAUAAAACAGCUUUACAGAG